Pedinophyceae sp. YPF-701 is the source of this 624-nucleotide messenger RNA. NCBI's taxonomy places the organism in Eukaryota, Viridiplantae, Chlorophyta, Pedinophyceae. The record is from the annotation of a GenBank genome assembly.
AUGGCGGAGCCGAAUGACCUCGUGCGCCUCCUCUUGAUCGGCGACAGCGGAGUGGGCAAAUCAUGCCUGCUCUUGCGCUUCACGGAGAAUAGCUUCCAGUCGAGCUUUGUCACGACCAUAGGGAUCGACUUCAAGACCAAGGUGGUGAAUAUCGACAACAGGAGCGUGAAGCUGCAAAUUUGGGACACUGCGGGCCAAGAGCGCUUCCGUACGAUCACCUCAGCGUACUACAGGGGGGCGCAAGGCAUUCUUAUGGUUUACGACAUAACGGACGAGCGGUCGUUCGAGAACAUCCGGCACUGGGUGAAGAACAUUGAGCAGCACGCGGCGGGCAACGUGGACCGCAUCCUGGUGGGCAACAAGAGCGAUGGCGAGGCGGACCGGGCGGUGAGCACGGCGCGCGGGCAGGCGCUCGCCGACGAGUUCGGCAUCCUGUUCUUCGAGACGAGCGCGAAGGACAACAAGAACGUCGCGGAGGCGUUCCUCGGGGUCGGGAAGAAGGUCCUCAAGCGCAUGGCGCAAGCGGACCAGGCGCCGCCCGCGGACCCAGGGGUGGUCACCAUCGGCGCGAACGGGGCCGGCGCGCGGAAGAAGGCCGCCGACAAGUCCAAGUGCUGCUCGUGA